Molecule: messenger RNA, 483 nt
Organism: Lichtheimia ornata
Lineage: Eukaryota; Fungi; Mucoromycota; Mucoromycetes; Mucorales; Lichtheimiaceae
Exons: 1
Coding region: 1-483 (160 amino acids)
Source: RefSeq, a predicted model, not a curated record
AUGGACAAGAACUUGAAUUCAUUCGUUUCGGAUUAUUACGUGCGUACCACUUGGAUUGCCUUUUUCACACAAUGGGUCCUUUGGGGCCUUGUUUAUGUUGUACGCCAUGCCUUUGUGGCGGAUGAGGCGGCGGGUGCUGUUGCUGCUACGGCUGCAGCGCAAGAUCCUGAAACUGCAGCAACCAAGCAUGAAAGCAAGUUUUGGAACCCAUCGGCUUCUCCUAUUGCCGCCCGCAUUGUUCAUCUUGAUCGCGUAUUGCACGAGAAUACCAUGUUGCUGCUCUCAGUCCUCGUCCUCAAUACUUUUGGCAAUGCAUCCACACGUGCUGUCAUGAUUCUUACCUGGAUCUAUUUUGCUUUCACGGUUGUCUUUGCAUUCAGUGAACUAAUCUAUGGCAACCGCUUUGUACGUGUUGGAUACAACACUCUCUUUUAUGCUCUUACCUUGGCCAUUGGAGGCCUCGCCUUUGCUCAAGGAUGGUAA